Didymodactylos carnosus is the source of this 2964-nucleotide messenger RNA. NCBI's taxonomy places the organism in Eukaryota, Metazoa, Rotifera, Eurotatoria, Philodinida, Philodinidae. The record is from the annotation of a GenBank genome assembly.
AUGUCGUCAUUGUUUCUAACUGACGCAAAACUACCAUUAAGGACAGAUGAUUUACUAUUUUCUAAUGGUAGGCAAGAUUUAUUACUGCCUCAAGUUGGCGAUAUGGCAGAGGAAAUUGAUGAUUUGAAUGAUGAAACAUUUGGUGAAUCAGUAGAAAAGAUAAAGAUAAAAUCUGAUUUUGGUGAAAACGGCGAGUUUAUUGAAGAUUAUCCAUUAGAUGAAGAGGAAACAAAUAUUGAUGAUCAAAUGCCGUCUAUUGAUGCUUUGAUUGGAGAUGACUCAGCAUCAAAUUUAUCAACAUCGUUAGGUCGUUUGACAACGAAUUAUAUUGAACAACAGAAUCCAUUUACACAUCAGCAACAAAGUUCAUUGAAUCCAUUCUUCAAUGAUGCAACACCGAGCUUAUUUGAACGACGAACGACACCAUUACAACAAUCACCGGUGUUAGAUGUCAGCAAUCUCGUACGACCUUCAUCUCAACAACAACAACAACCAUUUCGUCCUACACUACAAAUGCCAAUUUCUUCACAUCAUAUUCAAGCGUUAAAACAAUUUGAACAAACAUUGAUUGCUAUUGAUACCCCUCCAAAUGAGCGAUUAUUACUAAUGAAACAAAUGAUGGGUAAAAUACAAAGAGAUAUAUUAAUGCAACAACAGCAAGCAGCAAGAACGAUGCCAAACGGUAACAAUGUUCAUCAGUCUCAGCAUCAACGUUUACCAAACUGGAUAGAUUCAACGAGCCAACAACAACGGCAUCCUCCUGCGUCAUCAAAACAAAUUCCUCGUAUGUUUCGCGCUGAAGAUCUUGAGCGUGAAAUGGUUGCCCAAGCUUCAUCAACUAAUAAUGACGACAGGCAACAACAACAACAUUCACAUUUAUUAACAAAUGGUAUUAGUGGUGAUAUGAAGCCACAACCAAUACUAUUUCAUCGUCCCCAGACAUCUUCGUCGCCUGUAUUCGAUUCACCAUAUCGUCCAUUUUUUCCUUCACAACGCCCUUCAAAUAUGAGCAUGUCUCAUCAAAUGAUGGCUGCUAUUCAACGAUCAAAUCAAAUUCCUAUCCAACAACAAGUCUUCAUGUCACCAGGUCCGAUUCAACGUCCAUCUUCGUCUGGUACAAGUCCUAUUGAAACUAUACAACGUACGCGUACAGAACCUGAAAGAAGUCAACAACAUCCACCACCUCAUCAACAUGUUUAUCCUCCACAAUCAAAUAACAAACCACAACGCUUAUAUCCACGUCCUCCACGUUUAAUUUCUUGGCGAAAUCAAGAUGAUUAUGCUGGUCUAAUGAGUGAUAAUGAAAAGCAAUGGGUUGUUAAAAUACAAUUAUUACAAGUGACACCACAGUCAGCAGACGAUGAUUAUUACUAUCAUAAAUGGUCACAAAAUAAAAGACAUAUACAAGCGGUCCAAGGAAAACAACAACAACAGUUUCUACAUCAGCAACAAAUUUCACAGCCAGUAGCUGCAUUACUAAGAUCGUUGAUAUCAAAUGCACAAGAAGAAAGAACACCACAGCAAUUUUUUUCUGCUCAACAACCCGGAAGCACAGCAGUACAUCAUUCUUUAGGAAAAGUAUCAACAUUAACAGCAAAACACCCAAGAUAUGUUAUCGAUUUAGAUGGUAAUCGUGUUGUUGUUAAAACAUUAAAGUCCAUAACACAUGAUAAAUAUGAUCUUGGCAUUUUAUUAAACAUCGAAGAUAUUCAUCGUGACUUACUAAAAUUAGAUGGUGACGAUGGGGAAGUUGUUGAUAAACAAAUGUUAGAAUCAAUUUUAAAACGUUAUCUAUUUAAUGAUGAAUAUUUAUUCGCUGAUAUGUUUUUACAUCGCAAAGGUCAAAUUAUUCUUGAACGAAUAUAUCCGUACGUUAUGGCUAAUGAUACGACCACAGAUUAUUGCGAACAUAUUCUAGUUUCAAUUUAUUCAUCUUUAUCAUAUAUGGUAAGAAAAACGAUGAGUAUAAACUCAGUAUUUAUUAUCGAACAUCUUGGCAUGAAUAUGAUUAGUUUAAUGUUACAACAAAUGAGAAAGUAUACAUAUGAGCAACUGUUAGAUAUGUUUUACAAAUAUUUCAGUGAUAAAUUAGAUAAUAGACUAAAUGAACAACAAGAGAAGAAUCAAACAGACUCAUCGUCGUCAUCCGAUGCACUCGCCUUUUCAUCGUCCUAUUCUGGUCCGUUUAAUGAUCCAAUUUUAUUUACAAAUUCUUAUUCUAUAACAUUACUCAUUGAAUUAUUAUUGAAUAUUGAGAGACGUUGUUUGUCGUUACUACCGAAUCCAGCAUCAUCAUUUCCUGGAUUGCCACAAGAAAUACACUAUCAUAAUCUCAAUGAGCGAAUAAAUGGUUUUAUCAAAGAAUUAUGUCAAACAUUAGAUCGUUGUCCUAUAACACAAUUGAAAAAAAUCUUAAAACCAUUUCUACAACAGAAUUCGACACAGUAUGUUCAAUUGAUGCGUUUUAUACAAUUAAAUUUAUUCAACAGAAAAGAUUUAAUUCAACAAAUUGAACCAAAAUUAACCUAUUGUCUAACUAAACUUGUACAACAAUUAUUGAGAAAAAUGGUAAAAAAGAAAAUCGAUAAUCGUAUACGUGUCCUAAUUGAAAAUGGCAUCAAAUCAUUUCAUCGUUCGAUGUUUAUUAUUGUUGGAGAUAAAGGUCGCGACCAAGUGGUUAUCUUACAUCAUAUGUUAUCAAAAGCACAAAUAAAAGCUCGUCCAUCUGUAUUAUGGUGUUAUAAAAAGGAAUUAGAUUUUUCUUCACAUCGAAAAAAACGUAUGCGUCAAAUACAGCAAAAAAUGAAAUCGGGUAGUACAUUAAUUAAAGAUGAUGAUCCAUUUGAAUUAUUUAUAUCUUCAACAAAUAUACGUUACACGUAUUAUAAUGAAACACACAAAAUAUUAGGAAAUACAUUUGGAAUGUGUGUAUUACAGGUAAAAUAUCACAAUUAUUUACUAGUU